Molecule: messenger RNA, 1074 nt
Organism: Chaetomium fimeti
Lineage: Eukaryota; Fungi; Ascomycota; Sordariomycetes; Sordariales; Chaetomiaceae
Exons: 2
Coding region: 116-1009 (297 amino acids)
Cellular component (GO): prospore membrane; lipid droplet; ascospore wall
Source: RefSeq, a predicted model, not a curated record
ACCAAACUUGGAGCAUUCCAGGCCAAGUUCUCGCCGCGCUGCAACAUCUACACAUAAGAAACGUCUUGCGCCGCCGGUCACAACGCCGGCACGCACCAUUCCUCCUCUACAAACAAUGCCGGCCGAAGGCUUAUCCGACUCUGCGGCGCUUCUUCGCCCAGUUCGUGGCUUCGCCAACUACACCCCGCGCGCGCUGAAGUCGGCUGCCUACCCCAUCCGCGGCAUCUGGUACUUUCUCCGGCAUCCCGAGUUCUAUCCGCUCUUCGUCAGCCGGCUACUCCCGUUAUCCAUAAUCUCCUUCUUGGUCUACUUCAUUCUCUUUGCUUUUGCCUUCUUGCCCCAGUUUCUGUUCCUCCUCAUCUUUCAUGGUCGCGCAGGGGCUGUGAUCAACACGACCGUCCUGGUCUUGGGCGAGGGUUUAGUGGUGAUCCAAGGCCUGUUCGAAGGCUUCUUUGUCGACGAAUGCCGGGUGGACAUCUUCGACGCUACCUUGAUCAACCAUGGCCUCACCGACCUCAUCGCGCCUCAGCGCGUCCUCUUCCUCGAUGCCCCUAACGCCGUUCGAAUGCUCGGAAAGCCGACCACCCGUGCCGAAUACCAACCGUGGAGCCUGAUACAGAUCAUCGAGCUGAUCGUGUUCCUCCCCCUCAAUCUCGUCCCCUACGUCGGCACAAUCGCCUUCAUCAUGAUCACCGGCUCCCGCCUCGGCAAAUUGUCACACCAUCGAUGGUAUAAGCUUCGGGGACUGGACAAGAAAGAGAUGAAGAAAGAGCUGAAAAAGAGGCGCUGGGAAUACCUCUGGUUUGGCACCGCUGCCAUGGUUCUCGAGCUGAUCCCGAUUCUGAGCUUCUUUUUCCUGCUCACUAGCACAGCAGGCGCAGCCAUGUGGGCAGCGAAAAUGGAAGAGCAAUCAAGGAUACGGGUGGGACGGCCAAUUGCUCGCGAGGGCAACACGCACAAUGCCGAUGCCGCGGAGGAGGGCCCGGUGUAUCAUGAUGAUCCAGUGUAAACUCGUGACAACAGGUCUGGAUCUCCUACGCCUUUUCCCACAGACCUGCUGUGGAAACCCACGGU